Ipomoea nil (Japanese morning glory) is the source of this 898-nucleotide messenger RNA. RefSeq names its product deoxyuridine 5'-triphosphate nucleotidohydrolase-like. The transcript has 3 exons. Lineage: Eukaryota; Viridiplantae; Streptophyta; Magnoliopsida; Solanales; Convolvulaceae. The record is from RefSeq and is a predicted model, not a curated record. Bases 168 to 632 code for a protein of 154 amino acids. Gene Ontology annotation, molecular function: magnesium ion binding; dUTP diphosphatase activity. Gene Ontology annotation, biological process: dUMP biosynthetic process; dUTP catabolic process.
GAUAAUAAAAUAUUAUUUAUUUAUUGGGUACAGAAAAUGAACUCUAAAAAUUGUAGAGAAUUAUAGUACGUAGGUCGUCGUAGGUAGCAGUUAGAUAGUAAGAAGGGUUAUUUCAAAGGGAAAAACUCUUCAUUCUUUCACUCCAUUUAGCAACAGAAUUCUUAGCAAUGGCCAAAGAAAACAGCUCCAACAAACCGGAGGAGGCAGUGGGGACGACGCAACAUCAGUUGGACCUAGCUGAAGCCAUCAAGAAAUGGAUUCCGGUUUUGAGAGUGACAAGACUCUCUGAAAAGGCCAUGUUGCCCGAAAGAAUGUUUCCUCAGUCCGCCGCGUAUGAUCUUUUCAGUGCUGCAGAUACAGUAGUACCAGCCCGAGGUAAAGCUAAGGUUCCUACUGAUUUAAGUAUAGAGUUCCCGCCUGGAACUUAUGGUCGUAUUGCUGGAAGAUCGAGUAGGGCAUGGAGAUACUCCCUUCAAGUUGGAGCUGGAGUGGUUGAUUUGGAUAAAGAUCCAGUAUUCGUGAUCUUAUUCAACCAUGCUGAUACUGAUUAUGAAGUGAAGGUCGGUGAAAGAAUCGCACAGAUGGUAGUAGAGCUCCACGCCACUCCUGAGAUUGUUGAGGUUUAUCAAUGAUCAUGAAACCAUAAGAGCAUUACUAUCUUUUAGUCUUCAACCAUCUUAUUUAUUUCCCUGAUUUUUAGCCAAUUGGUAUCGUCUUGGUGAUUUCGUGAACCACCCACCAUCCUGUGUUGCAAAAUAAUUGUUGUUUGUGUACUUGUAUCACAUCUACUCUGAUCUUUGAUUUGAGAUGAGAAUAGAAGUAUCGAUGUCACUAUGACAUUGUAUCUAUAUGAACACUCUGGGGUUCAUCCUGAUCAAUAAAUCAUAGUUUUUGGAAA